Molecule: messenger RNA, 2278 nt
Organism: Ylistrum balloti
Lineage: Eukaryota; Metazoa; Mollusca; Bivalvia; Pectinida; Pectinidae
Product: angio-associated migratory cell protein-like
Exons: 11
Coding region: 63-1313 (416 amino acids)
Molecular function (GO): protein binding
Source: RefSeq, a predicted model, not a curated record
UUUACUAUCAUCGUUCUAGAACGACUACCGUAUAACACAUUUUGACCCAUUUCAAGCAAAACAUGGAUGAAGGAAAUUCACCCGAUGAUGACAUUACAAAUUCUGAGAAUGUUGAGAACGAGUUUUCUCUUGAUCCUAACGAUAUCGUUGAAGUAAUCCAACUUGAAGGUGAAGACGAAGAUAUUUCCCAUGAUGUUAACGACAUGGAUCUUCAUGACGAGGAAGAAGAUGAUGAGUUUGAUGAGGAAUCGGAGGCUAUGGGAGGCGGUCAAGUGAAAGACGAUGCUAGUAUGGUGUUUUCCAGUCAUACAGAUGCUGUUUUCAGUGUAGGCAUUGACCCACAUGGAGGGAAGAUGGCAGUGACCGGCGGUCAAGAUGACAAGGGCUAUAUUUGGUCAGUUACAGAUGGAGAAUGUAUUAUGGAGUGCGGAGGACACAAGGACUCAGUGACCUCAGUGGGCUUCAGUUUUAAUGGGACCUAUGCAGCCACUGCUGACCUCAGUGGACUGGUCAAGGUGUGGAAGGUAGAAACAAAGACUGAAGUUUGGUCAUUUGAAUGUUCUGACAUAGAGUGGCUACAGUGGCACCCAUUGGCACCGGUUUUGCUGUCGGGCACCGUAGAUGGAGAUGUGUGGAUGUGGAAAAUUCCGGAUGGUGAUUGUAAAACAUUUCAGGGUCAUGGCUGCACAGCUGGAGUGGGACGCAUUCUUCCAGAUGGGAAACGUGUAUGUGUUGGGUAUGAUGAUGGAGCCGUUAAAAUUUGGAACAUGAAAACAGCUGAUGUAAUGAAAACAAUUUCAGGUCGGGAGGGUCAUACGUCAACAGUCGUUUGUAUGGAUUGUCACCAAGAUAAUUCCAUGGUGAUGACGGGGUCAACUGAUGUUACUGCCAAGAUCAUCAACACAAGUACAGGAAAGGUUCUGUCAACCUUUAACUGUGAGUCAGUGAAAGAGGGAGAUAAUUCUGUAGAAGCAUGUGGUUUUUGUAAACAACAGACGCUUGCUGCCACAGGAACACUCCAGGGGACUUUAUGUAUAUGGGACAUGCCAACACAGAUCACACGAAGCAAAUGUCAACACGAGGCUGGUGUGGUCAGACUAAAAUGGGAUCCCACCGCCCCCCUUGUAUACACGGCAUGUCUGGAUGGAGUUGUGCGUCUAUGGGAUGGCCGAAAUGGUCAGUGUGUGAACCAGUGGUCUGGCCACACUGAUGCAAUACUGGACGUUGAUCUGUCCAGAGAUGGAGAAACCCUGGUUACAGUGUCUGAUGACAAAACUGCAAGAGUUUUCUCUCUCCACACGCCAGAUAGAUGAGGUCGACAAAAUUAAACACUAAAACCACAGGGGUUCAGAAAAGACACCUCACAGUAAUUUCAGUCUAGCAUUAAAAGCGAAACAGACUGUUCACUUUUUCACAUGUUUAUAACUUAUGUCUAUAUGUACAAUGGUGUUGCAUCUUGCCUUAAAUGUGACAAUGUGAAGGAAUUUUAUCAGAUGGAGAGAGUUCCUGCUUCUUGUUUGAAUCCAAGGUAAUAAGAUUUUCCUAAUGCCAAUGCCAAAUGCCCACGUGGACAGGUGAUAGACCAGGAUUCAAUAAAGAGCUUGUGUCAAAGGAAAAGUACAUCUUAAGUUUGAAGGAACCAAAAUCUGGUUAAUGCUAUGUACCUCUCCUGUUAUGUCAGGUCCUUUACAAUAAUUAACAGGUAUGUAGGGUCAGACAUCACUAAAGGAGGGAAAAGGGUAAUCAUAUAAUAUUUACUCCAAUCUUUAUUUAAUUUUACAUCAUAAAAUACCUUCAUCACUUGUGGUUAUUAAACUUGAUGAUACAGAAAUUUAUAUAAACCAAAUGUCAAAUUGGGUUGGCAUGAAACCAAAGUCUUUCGGCAUAGUCAAUGGUGUCCAGAAUCCCUUCAGCUGUAAAUGAUGUUUGCUGUUUCCCUAUGUCAAAGUCGAUGAUGAUGUAAGCAAUCUAUCAGUAAGUACCUUCGGAUACGGCCGUGGGUACAGAUACCAUGAAAGAUCAUACCAAUACUGAACAUAUCACCUACUAUUAUGGGUACAAGGUAGGAUUGAACAUUUUCAGACUGUUGAAACAACAUCGUUUUCUGACCAUUAGCCCACACUCAGCCCAAGCCGAGUGUCAUCAAUCUCCUUAUACUUAACAUGUUACCUGUUAAUAACUGUUGAUUAUCUCCAAUUAUCCUAGCUUUUCAUGCUUAUUAAGUCAAGCACCUGUGUGAAUUUGUUUACAUAAAAUAAUUAAAUGUGUUCGGGCCAGA